Messenger RNA from Cucurbita moschata (crookneck pumpkin), 2370 nucleotides. RefSeq lists its product as uncharacterized. Gene Ontology annotation, cellular component: membrane. Lineage: Eukaryota; Viridiplantae; Streptophyta; Magnoliopsida; Cucurbitales; Cucurbitaceae. Bases 1196 to 2140 code for a protein of 314 amino acids. The transcript has a single exon. The record is from RefSeq and is a predicted model, not a curated record.
UUUUCGAAAAUCGAAACUAAAAAAGGAAAAAAAUCCUUCGCCGUUGUUGUUUGUUCUUCAUUCCUCCGCCCACCACUCGCCACUCGCCACUCCCCAACUCACCUGAGUCACUCAAUCCGAGUUCCAACAAUCAUCAAAUCAUUCCCUCAUCUUUUUGCCCAAUUCCUUUGUGGGUUCGUUGUUUCAACCUCUUCUUCCUCCUUAAUUUCCCGUUUUAACGCCGCCAUUGUUGCCCCUUUUCAUCACUUCUUCUCCUCUCUGUGCCCUUUUGCUUAUUUGCUCUGUUUUUCUUGGAACUCGGAAGUGGGGAGAAGGAAAAGUGGUGGGGUUUCGAUUUUCUUUCGUUUUUGUUCUUAGUUCUUCAGUCGUAUGGAUUUUAGCUGCGACUUCGAGUGAUGAAUCUGUAUGUCUCUUCCAUGGCGACGGGUUGUUUGAUUCUUUUGAUUGCGAUUCCCUAACUCGCUUUCUUUAAAUACCCACAUCUUGAUUCUUGGUUUUUCGAGCGGGGUUUCGUUUCAUUUCGCGAAUCUUUUCGAUUCCGAUUCGGUUUGAGAUUCUUUUGGGGAAUGCAGGAUGUGUUUUGAGGAUUUUUGAGAUUAUUAUCCUCUGCUGCCGUCAUGUGCGGCGUAGUUCUUGCGAGGCGUUUAUUUUGAAGAAUUUAAUGAUGAUUUUCCUCAAGAUUCUAGGGUUUAUCCGUUCGUUUGCGGCUGAUUUCUACUCGGAUUUUCAAGAAUUUGUAUUCUGAGAUGGUUUCUUUUCUCCUCCAGCUCUGCGAUUAUCACACAUUGUCGCCAUUGGAACCAAUUCCAUCAGGUACUCCGUCGUCUAUUUAAUAAAAUCGCCAUUGUUGUUCGCUUGCUAAGCUCUCUAGGGUUCUUCUUGAUUCUGUAACGUUGAAGAAUCUGAUUUCUGGGUUUCUGUGAGAUUCCAUUGAUUCUUCUCCUUAUAAGUACUCUUUUUCAAGGAUUCCAAAAGGGAAAAAGUAAUUUCUGGAAGAGAAUAAGGAUUUGCAACGGCUUAAAUUUAUCUCCUCCUUCAAAGCUGCUUUAGAUUUUGACAUUAUUUUGAGCCAUUUCCGUUUCCAAGUGAUUUAUUGCCCAUUUGAAGAUCUUUAUUGCGUAUUUAUCUAUCAUUUGGGCGUUGCUCUCUUCAUAUCUAAGUCCAUUGCUGUGAGUUCUGAGAUUUUGAAGCAUCCAUGGGGCUUCCUAGAACUCAGCUGAUGCUGAUUGUUCAAAUGUUGUUCUUGUUUGUUGCUGAUCCGGUUGUGGUUCGGUCGGUCGAUAUCGAUUCUUCAGCGAGUUCUCUUGAUGCUCUUCUGCAAGAGUAUGCUUAUAAGGGUUUGGUUAAUCCGAAAACUGGUGUUCCUUAUGAUGCUGCUGCUCCGUCGAACAUGUCUGGUAUUAGCAUUCGAGCUAUGAGGCUGAGGAGUGGUAGUUUUAGACGGUACGGUGUCGAUUCGUUCAAGGAGUUUGAGAUUCCGAUGGGGGUUAUCGUGCAGCCGUAUGUCGAGAGGCUUGUUUUGGUGUAUCAGAAUUUAGGUAACUGGUCUGAGGUGUAUUACCCUGCAUUGCCUGGUUAUACCUACUUAGCACCAGUGUUGGGUCUUCUUGCUUACAAUGGCUCUAAUCUCUCUGCAACGAACCUUCCCGAGCUCAAAAUGAGAGCUUCCGGGGACCCAAUACACGUCAAGUUCGACAAUAUCAAGUCCCUCCCGGAUGGGACCGUUGCAAAGUGUGUUCGGUUUAAUCUUCAGGGAAUGCCCAAUUUUAGCAGUGUGGAGUCUGGAAACACAUGUUCAACCAUCCAACAUGGUCAUUUCUCCAUUGUCGUCGAGUCCAUUGCUCCUUCUCCUACACCAACGUCGCCCCUGGGGACAGUACCUCCACCUUCAAGGAAGAAAAACACCACCAAAGUAUGGAUCAUAGUAGGAUCCGUGUUGGGUGGAGCAUUGCUAUUGGCGCUGCUCGCACUCCUCGUAGUUUCGAUUUGCAAGCUAAAGAAAAGAAAGAAAAUGGAAGAGAUGGAGAGAGCAGCAGACGUAGGAGAACCUCUACAAAUGGCAACGGUCGGCGAAACAAAAGCUCCGACUGCAACCGUGACACGAACGCAGCCAACUCUGGAGACAGAAUACGUGCCUUGAGCUGGUUCCGUCGAUCGAAUCAGGUACUCGAAAAAACACAAUUCAUCCUCUCUCAUUUGAUAUGGGUUCUGUCCUUGGUUUUUUAUGUGUUGUUUUGAGAUGGUGUUGUUGUGAGUAGUAGAAGUUUUUCUAUGAUGAUUCUUGUGUAAAUGUGUAUGAUGAACGAUUCAUUGUUUUGCACCAAAAAAAAAAAUUGUAGUGAGAAGAGAGUGUUUUUGUUGUUUUGUUUA